AUGCGUUCCUCAAUUCUAGCCAUUUUGUCCGCCCUGGCGGCUCUCACUGUUGCUCAGGCGGCACCAGCUGCACCAACGCUGCAUUCACGACCGAAGUAUUACUUUCCUCAGGAAGUUAAGAGGCAAAUCGAUAACUCCCCCGACACUACAAGAGUAGAUCCGCCAUCAACGGAGACGUUGCCAACGACCCCUGAGACACAGAAUCAAUUGACCUCGAAUGUGCUCACUUCGAGACAAGAAUCCCCUGUUGGGGUGUCAGAUCCUAACCCGGUAUCAUCCGGCAUCGCUUCAAAUACAGAGACAGCUGUGGUAAUCGUGCCUGUAACGGUGGUGUUAGACUCGUCAGGUUCGGUCAUUGGGUCUCCCAUCACUGGCACUCCAGCUCCUUCACCGGCCUCUACACCAGCCCCUGCGUCCAUCUCAUCAGCUACCCCCGUUCCACAAGAACCCAGUACUCCUGCAGUGUCCUCGAGCCCUGUAUCGCCACCCGUUGACAUACCAGAGUUUGUUCCAGCUUUUUCGCCGGUAUCUUUUUCGGCUCCUAUCGCGCCAAGCCUUACCACACCGGUCCCAUCAGUGCCGAGCUCUGCACCCGUUGUCAUUGCCGAGACUGUAGAGAGCUUCACGCCUGUUUCUUCAGCCGCCUUCGUGGCAUCAUCUCCAGCUAGUGCGGAACCUUCAACUCCAUCGGAAGUUUUGUCAAGUUCAGUCCCAUCGGAACCUGUUCUAACAUAUCCAGCCGCUGCUAACGCAGAGACUUCGAGCCCAGCUGUCGCGAGCACAAUCAUACCAGAGCCUGCUUCUUCGAGUCCAGCUUCUGUGAUACCAGCUGACUCUAUCCCAUCUAGUCCGGACCCAGCUCCGUCCAACCUAGUGUCUAGUGCAACAACUCCUGACUUGUCGCCGUCAGAACCAGUCUCAUCAAGUCCAGCAGCUUUCAGUCCAUUGAGCCCACCUGCGUCUACUCCACCCGCGUCAGAAGUGACUUUGCCGAGUUCAGCAGCAGCAGCGCCCUCUUCAGCAGAAAUACCCCAAUAUACUUCAGAAGUAGUCUUACCGAGCCCAGCAGCUUCCACUAUCUCCUCAGACGAGGUGGAUACCUCAUAUCCGGCAGCAGUUCCUUCUAGCCCAGCAGCUUCCACUAUCUCCUCAAACGAGGGGGAUCCCUCAAAUCCGCCAGCACUUCCUUCUAGCCCAGCAGCUUCUCCAGGAGAAGUGCUUCCAUCAGAUUCCGAAGCAUUGACUUCCCUAACGUCGAGGGCGGGGCCAUUGACUUCUGCAGCUGAGACUUCUGGCUCGUUAGAAGCGGUCCCGUUUAGUCUCCCAAGUUCAAUUUCUGGCCCGUCAGAACCACUUCCAUCCAAUUCAGCUGCUUCUGCUUUCCCUUCAGCAGAAGUCAUUCCUUCAAUCCCUGUAGCAUCUACUCCUACCACCUUAGCAGAGGGAUUAUCCAGUUUGACAGCUCCUACUGCGCCCGGAUCAGAAUUGGCCUCGUCAAAUCCAGCGUCUUCAACUCCUGCAUCGGAAGCAUUACCACCAACUUUGGCAUCUUCAACUCCUGCAUCAGAAGAAGUACCACCAACUCUGGCAUCAUCUACUCCUGCGUCAGAAGAAGUACCACCAACUCUGGCAUCAUCUACUCCUGCAUCAGAAGCAGUACCACCAAUUUUGGCUUCUUCAUCGGAAGUAGUCUCAUCAGUUUUAGCAUCUUUCACUCCUGUAUCAGAUCCGAUUACGUCGAUUUCAGGACCGUUGACUCUGAGCGACUCGAUUACCGAUGUCGUGGGAAUAACUGUACCAAGUUCAUUAAUUUCUCCUCCACCAGCAUCAAGCUCAACACCGUCAACUCCUUCUGCACAGGCUUAUUCAAUAAGCGCACCAUCAUCAGCCGAUAGUGUUGCCUCUUCCGCUAAUCCUAUAAGUUUGCCUGUGGAGACGCGAACAGCUGGAAGCGAAUCACCCUCAGUAACCAAUUCAGUCACAGCGAUACCUUCGGAUUCGGUCCCAGUGGUCAUAGCUACAUCAGCAAUUGUCACCCCUUCGGGUCAAAGUUCACCAAUUGUGGUGCCUACCUCAGUGCUCGUUACACCUUCGGCAGAUUCCCCAUCCGUGGACUCAGCGGCAUCAACAACGAUCGCCCCUACAGUGGAACCUUCAUCUACUGUUGUGCCUACUUCAGCGAACGUAUCACCCUCGGUUGAGUCUCCACCAACAAUUCUAGCAACCUCCACUACUAUCACGCCGUCUGGUGAGACUCCGCCAGUAACGGUACCCACUUCGGUGACAGACGUGCCUUCUGGCUCGUCCUCGUUGGAGAUUGCGGCUACUUCAGUCAAUGUCAUACCCUCCGGUGAGAUCUCGUCAGUUGAGGUAGCUACCUCUGUGCCGGCUCCAAUUUCUGUUACGUCAUCGUCCAUUCUGGUAGCCUCAUCAGCGACCACUACCCUACCUGGCGAGAUCUCUGGAUUGGGAGUGCCUACGUCUGUGACCAUUGAGACUGCCUCCGUGUCAUCAUCAAUUGUGGUAGCCACAUCCGUCACCACCACACCAUCCGGGGAGACAUCAGGGGUGACCGUGCCUACGCCUGUGACCAGUGAGAUCUCUGGAGUGGCAGUGCCUACUUCUGUGCCAGUCGAGACCUCCGUGGCAUCGUCAAGUAUAGAGAUCUCAACUUCAGGCUUGCCUACACCUAGCCCAUCCACGGACGCGAGCCUUGUAGCAACAACCUUAUCCUCACCUGUUAUCGGUGCCUCCUCCUCACUUCCAGUUUUGAGUACAUCAGCUAGUAGUGGAACUGAACCAACAAUUCCUCCUUCGAGCGGUACGCCUACCACUGAUUCAUUUGGUUCGGUCCUUUACCCCAGCGACAGCGUUACGUCAUCGCCCCCAGCAUUCUCCUCUGUUGUCGUUACAACUACAGAUACGUCUGGUUCCACGAUAUUGUCAACCAGCAUCAUAGAUUUGAGCAGUGCUAGCCCAACGUCACUGGACACUGUUUCGAAUGUGCCUCAAGUGACUUCGGAAACCGGCUCGACAGUUAUCUCGAUCUUGGAGUCUCCAAUUCCGAGCUCAAGCACUGGUGUGGUAAUCCCCAUUAUUCCCACUGGCGAAAGUUCGGAGACAAGCGGCGACCUGCCAACUCCCAGCGCGUCGACUGGCUCCCUCCCGGAAUCAUCUACAGGUCUUCUGCCCCCGGUCGUCAUACCUCUUUUCACCUCGACAGACUCUUCUGCUUUAUCUAGUUUGACCGAGGCCGCCACACCGCUGGUUACUACGUCGGGUAUCAUUGUAGGUAUUGACACUAUCUUUGGAACCACAACAAGCAGCGCCGAUAUCCCUGUCUUGACGACCAGUGGAUCUUCUACAGAUGCUACAACUCCCGUGGUAGUUUCUACCGAUCUGUCCAGUGCCGUUCCUCCUUCGUUACUCGGGACUGGACAAAGUUCUCUCCCAUCUGAUUCGGCUGUGUCGUCGCUGCUUCCUUCUGAUCUGCCGACACCCAUCUCGCCGACUGCUUCAGACGUCACAUCUCAGCUAUCUCCUGCUGUAACCUCGCCCGUUCCGACUUCUGUCGUUCCGGUGACAGAGACUGCAAAUCUAUCGUCAGUGGUCCCAGUCACGUCUGACUCAGGAGUUAUACCAGUGAUACCUAUCACAAGUGGUAGUGACUCCGCAUCAGUCUCAGUAAGUUCCGGGACGCUGUCUCCUGCUGGUCCUGCAACAUCAGGCUCAGCCUCGGAUAUCACCAUCGUAACUUCUGAAGUAGCAUCUGGGUUCGCUCCCGCCACAGACUCUGCGACAUUGGGAACAGCGACGGAGAGUGGGGUUCAACCUUCGGCGACGGUGUCCGGAAGUACGGCUACUACCAUUUCCGCCACCUCAGGUGCGAUUGCUGGCACCGAGUCUGCGACAGCAGCUGCCACUGCAACAGAUGUCGUCACCUCCCCUGGGACUGUUUCCGAUUCUGCGACAGCGACUGCAACUGCCACAGGUGUCGUCACCUCCCCUGGGACUGUUUCUGUUUCUGCGACUGCAACUGCAACUGCAACAGAUGUCGUCACCUCCCCUGGGACUGUUUCCGAUUCUGCGACAGCGACUGCAACUGCCACAGGUGUCGUCACCUCCCCUGGGACUGUUUCUGUUUCUGCGACUGCAACUGCAACUGCAACAGAUGUCGUCACCUCCCCUGGGACUAUUUCCGAAUCUGGGAUCGCGGCAACGGGCUCUGGGUCUGCCAUCACGACAGCUACGGAGCUCACUGCUGCUGGUUUUACCUCUCCAGUCAUUGUAACAGAGACACCGGCUACCGGGGUACCCACGAGCACUGCGCCACAGAGCAUUAGCCCAACAGGCACUGACAGCGCAACUUCCCUGACAGUGGCACCGACCAUCGUUGUUGCUCCUUCGCCUCCAACGUCUGUGGUUCCGUCGAGUGCAACAGGCACAGUACUCUCGUCGUCUCUGCCCAAAGUUAUUGCACCACCGGGUGGUGUUCCUGCGCAGCCUCAGAACACUACCUUGAUCCAGCUUGGUUUCACUUACGGCCUCAACUAUCAGUUUGUCGUUGGCUCGAGCACCGCAGUCACCCAGAUCUUCUCGUACCUCCCGCAAGGUGUCUCUCAUGGUCUCGGCGUCCCGGAAGACGCCGUUGUGAUGCAGUAUCUCCAACCAUACAAUACUCUGGGCUCUCUGGGCUACGUCACUACACUCGCGAUGGCAUAUAUCCCCUCUGACAUGGUUUCUCCGUUGCAACUCAGCUUAAUGAAUCCCAACUCGGCCAUAUACAACAAUCCCACGCCUUCGGUGCAAACGCUUAUGGGCAUGAUUGAUCCUUCUAUCCCGGUCCUUGGCGGCCAAACUCUCAGCGGUGGCUUGCCCAUCAAUGGAGAUGGCGUCAGCAAUCCCGAGGAUGACGGGAAUGGGCAAGGCGCACCAAUCGGCUCAGACGAAGACUCAUCUGCCCCGGUGCGCCCGUCUUCAGUUGGCAUUGGUGUUGGGGUGGUUGCUGGUGCGGCUGUCUACGGUGCAGCCAUGUUCCUUGUUGCAAGACGGUACAAGAAGAGAAGGUCUCUGCACCAACGGUCGAGCAGCAUGCUCGAUUCUGGCGAACCCCGAUUCGUGGGUGAAGGCUCUGCGCUCAUGGCCGGUGGGCGACAAGCGGCUGGCUAUGGUGGCUGGAGAAGCGCAACACCACCUGGCGGACAAGGAAGAGAUUCUCGAAACAGCGGAAGAACAGGAGGGAGCGGCAGGACAUAUAUCAGCCCGCCAGUGAUGGCGGAGAACAGCUUGGGCUGGAAUUAA
This is a messenger RNA of Endocarpon pusillum Z07020, 5301 nucleotides long. RefSeq lists its product as uncharacterized. Gene Ontology annotation, cellular component: plasma membrane; site of polarized growth; cell surface. Gene Ontology annotation, molecular function: osmosensor activity. The record is from RefSeq and is a predicted model, not a curated record. Gene Ontology annotation, biological process: osmosensory signaling pathway via Sho1 osmosensor; signal transduction involved in filamentous growth; fungal-type cell wall organization. The transcript has a single exon. Bases 1 to 5301 code for a protein of 1766 amino acids. Lineage: Eukaryota; Fungi; Ascomycota; Eurotiomycetes; Verrucariales; Verrucariaceae.